Pseudogymnoascus verrucosus is the source of this 2791-nucleotide messenger RNA. RefSeq lists its product as uncharacterized. Bases 84 to 2216 code for a protein of 710 amino acids. Gene Ontology annotation, cellular component: nucleus. The record is from RefSeq and is a predicted model, not a curated record. Gene Ontology annotation, biological process: positive regulation of transcription from RNA polymerase II promoter by galactose; DNA-templated transcription. Lineage: Eukaryota; Fungi; Ascomycota; Leotiomycetes; Thelebolales; Thelebolaceae. Gene Ontology annotation, molecular function: RNA polymerase II cis-regulatory region sequence-specific DNA binding; DNA-binding transcription factor activity, RNA polymerase II-specific; zinc ion binding. The transcript is spliced from 8 exons.
CAUCAUUCCUCCUCUUGUUUCAUCCCCGCCUUCCUAAAAAAGACUCCCCCCGAUGACUUCCCGUACCAAGCGUUUAAGUUGAUAUGGAGAUGCAGCACAUCCUAGAUGAUCGGCGGCAGGAGUUUAAUUCCCAAAAUUGCGGCGUAGAGCAAGCGCCUAGACGCCUCAAGAACAAGUUAGCCUGUGAGGAAUGUCGUGACCGGAAGAUUCGUUGUGAUGGAAGACGACCUGUCUGUCGUUCGUGCCUCCGUAAAAAGUUACCCCCGGAGCGUUGUUCAUACUCCACUCAUUCCUCAACCGACAAUCAUGCGGCUCGCGACGACAGCUACACAAAAGCACUUGAGAACAGAAUUGCCGAGCUCGAAUCUGGCCAUGGACACAGUCCGAGAAUUGCUUCGGUCCCAACUCCCACCUCACAGCAACAUGUCGAGCGUCAAAACGCUACUGACAAUAGCCCGCCAUAUCUGGGCCGAGCUAGCGCAGUGGGUUUUAUGGAAGAAGUUAUCGAGACGUUGAAACCCGCUGAAGCAUUAGCAACCAAGACCCUCAGUAGAGGAUAUAUUGCAGUUGAGGCUCCGGAAUCCUCACCGUCAUCAUGGUUCGCUGGCAAUAGCAGAGGAGAUCAAGAUUCGAUAGUUCUAGGAGUAGAUCUUGUGUUACCACCGAGGCGUACCGCAGACAGCUUGCUCCGAAGUUAUUGGGUUGGAGCUCACCCAUUACUUCCCAUCAUUCAUAAGUCGGCUUUUUUAGCACGUUAUGAGAGACUUUGGAGUGGUACUCUAUCUACAUCAGAAAACGACGGAGAGAGCUCUCGUAACUCCGAAUUAGUAUUCCACUUUAUGCUCAACAUUGUAUUCGCACUUGGCUGUAGGUUCAUGUCAAUAUCUGGCCAGGGCCAGCUUUCUAGCGACCUGAAUUCUAGGCAGCCGUUUUUUGAUCGCGCCAUGAAGCUCAUGACUUUGGAUCUCUUAGACGAUGGGUCUAUAGAACUUGUUCAAUCCCUGCUAAUCACAGUUCAAUACAUCCAAACUUUAGAGCUGUCUAAUAAGGGUUGGGUGAUCCUUGGAAUGGCGAUACGUUUAGCCCAGAGCAUCAACAUACACGUCGGUGUCGGGAGGGAAAGCCAAGCAAAAAGAGAGGAGAGGAGGAGGACUUGGUGUGUUUGCAUUCUUCUCGAUAGGGUUCACGCUAUGACCUUCGGGCGCCCAUCAAUGCUGCAUUCGCAACACCAUACAACGCUGCCGCAAAUGAUCGAUGACGAAUAUUUUGCCGUGGAUGUAGAUGAGGCAGACAGACAACACCCUCUCGGGAUUCCGUGCAAGUCAGCAUACUUUGCGUCCAUUGUAACGCUUUCCGAUAUUACUGCGGAGAUACUAAGACUUUAUUAUACGACAACUCCCGGUACAGCAGUGGGAUUAAAACCUGAGAAAGACUACAACUCACUGCUUCAGCUUGAUGCCCAGCUGGAGAGCUGGAAACAGGGGCUACCGUCCUACCUCCGUUUCGGUAUUGACAAUCAAAGUGGCGAUCCUACUGAUUUAUUUGUCCGACAAGCACAUCUGCUCCAUCAUCGACUCUUAUAUUCUAGAAUUUUACUGUUUCGAAGGGUAGUGGUACGACUAGCCGCUGAGAGUUUUGUCCAGCCACAAAAGUCAACAACGACAAGAUUAGAGCAAACCUUAGGCCUGGGAUGUGUGGAAACAUGUAGGUUAGCAGCUCAAGAGCUUCUCGAAGUCAUACAUCCGCAUAUAGGCACAUGGCUACUUCCUCCUCCGUGGUACACUGUCUUUGCAAUUUAUACGGCGGGGACGGUUUUAGCUGUUGUCUUCAUUACUCCAGCUUUCCGGAAUGCAUUGGAUGCACACCAACUAACAACCCUACGACAUUCUUGGGAGCUGAGCAUCGAUUCCUUGAAACAAUACCAGCAACUAAAUGUACCAUCAGCGUCGAAGUGCUUGUUGAACCUUCUAAAAAUAUACAAGGUUUCGGAAUCAGAAACACGAAGCAGUGAGCUUAACGCCAAUGAUGUUGCUCUAGCAGGUACUGCACCAGACCCCGGAUCUGCUACAGCGCGAAAUUUAUGCUUAUCUGAAGAUGGACAAUGCAUAUUUCCCGGGCAAGACGAUCCCAGGCAACUCGAAGCACUGUUUCUUGAUUCUACGUUUUGGGCCGACGAAAACAUGGACUGGCUGGUAGAUCUAUCUAAUGGUGCAUGAACAGUCGUCAGGGAUCGGUUCCCGGAAACCGGACCAUUACAAAGUGAAUGAGAUACCCGGGAGAUGGAAGAGGAAGUCGAUGAUAUGGACAAUGCCAUAUCCCUACUGACCUUUCAACGAUCGGGCUUGACAAUCUCCCUAGAAAGGAGCGCAAGAACAAUCUGUAAAGCUAACCACUGUAACUCUAUGUAUAAGCACAAUCUCGGUCUCGAGAGGAUACGCCAUCUAAGCAUCCAGAAUAUCAUCCCAUGGCAUCUCACAUCUCUGCAGCAAAACUCUAUUCUCGAAGGGAUAUAUCGGGGACCAGCAUAGAAGCAAAGGACUUCGGGAUGACACACAUGACACACCCGAACUCUCGACAAGACAUCCAUCCUUCCGCGCCGUUUUCGCACCCACCUCGUCGCUCAGGCACAGCAUUGUUACCUCAACACAUCGUCAAAUCCCUCCCUCCCUAUCGCGAGGCAAUGCUGCUUGGACGAAGCGGCCCGAGGAUCCUAUCAAAAUCCGCAGCAAGCCUAAAUCGCGCGCAUGCACACGACACGGGUGACUGUGUUACUCUACUCUAUUCAGGAUUG